AUGGACUACGACGCCUAUGACGCCCUCUUGCAUCAUAUAUUCAAGCAGACGCAAGGGGAUGCUUGGUUCAAGCCGUCGGAGGAAAACGUCCACGCGGGUGUUUGCCUCCGGGUCGACAAUGGCUUCUUCCGCGUCUUCCCGUACGAGAACGAGCAUCUCGAACCCUUCGAGGCAGCCAUCAGGGUCCUCAAUCCAGUCGUCGCCGUGAAGGUCAGGAGUGCCGCUAUCCACGCUGCGCUCUCCGCCUUGAAGGAAGAUGCGGACUGCAUCUUCGUUGACAACGACACACGUAUCCAAAUCGUGGAGACAAUGGCAUACCUUCCUCGGGCGGAUAAAGAGCAGUGUGCCGCCUUCAUCCGUGACGAGCGCGUCAUGGUCGUUUGGACGUAUGACUUGGACAGCAUCAUCCCCACGUGCCGCGACUUCGAAGAGAAGCUCAUCAAGCUCGUUUGGAACCGCCGGUCCGCCAUUACUUCCGUUGUGGGCUCUCUAGCUGCGUCGGAGCUUGGCUCAGGUUCCGACGUGAACCUCAACGAGAAACGCGCGAACAAGGAGGAGGUCGUGCCUGCACCCAAGGAGAAGGGCGCGGCCCCGAAGAAGCGCACAUGCGGCAUCUUCGGAGGAUACUGGAAGGCUGACGCCAGCGACCUCGAGAACGCCGCCGAGGGGCCUUCGCCGCGACCGACGCGACUCUUCGCCCCUGUCUACUGCGGCCUGGGCGCCGGGUUGUCCCUUUUCUUCGUGGGUAGUGGCGCGAGCGUGUUGCUCGAAGAGUCGAUUUUGGACGGCCAAUGGGCCCGCUUUGCGCUCCUCGUGACCGUGCCGUUCCUGUUUUGCGUGUCGCUGUUUUUCUCGCUCAUGAUCGUCACGAACAUCACCUAUGUCCUCGGGCCCGUCGCGCAGUUCCAUGAGAACUCCAAGUACUAUUCCGCCAAAGCCCCCGCGCCUAACAAGAUCGUCGAUGAGAACCUUCCUCACAUGACCAUCGAGAUGCCGGUCUACAAGGAAAGCCUCUCGGAAACCAUCGCGCCCUCGGUGUACUCGCUCAAGAAGGCGAUGCAAACCUACGCCCGCCAGGGCGGCACCUCCUCCAUCCUCGUGCACGACGACGGGCUCCAGCUGCUCUCUGAGGACGACCGCAAGGCGCGCAUCGCCUUCUACGCGGACCACAACAUCGGCUGGGUCGCGCGCCCGCCGCACUCCGGCGCGGCCGACGGCUACAAGCGCGCCGGCCGCUUCAAGAAGGCGUCGAACAUGAACUACGGCCUCGCGCUCUCGCUCAAGAUGGAGGCGCACAUCGCCGCGCUCGAGGCGUCCGGCGCCGCAUUCGCGGAGGACGGCGAGGAGUCGCUCGAGGAGCGCGCGCUCGCGCUCGCGGUCGAGGAGACGUUCGAGGAGAGCGGGCAGCGCUGGCGGCCGUGGGCGUGCAACGCGCGGCCGCUCCGCGUGGGCGAGAUCAUCCUCAUCGUCGACUCGGACACGAUCGUCCCCGAGGAUUGCCUGCGCGACGCCGCGCGCGAGUUCGCGGAGUGCCCCGAGGUGGCGAUCAUCCAGCACGAGUCGGACGUGAUGCAGGUCGCGCACCACUACUUCGAGAACGGGAUCACGCACUUCACGCGGCGCAUCAACCGGUGCAUCUCGAUGUGCUGCGCGAACGGGGAGGUCGCGCCGUUCGUCGGGCACAACGCGUUCCUCCGGUGGGCGGCGCUGCAGGACGCGGCGUUCAUCGACGAGGCGGACGGGAAGAAGAAGAUCUGGUCCGAGUCGAACGUGUCGGAGGACUUCGAUAUGGCGCUGAGGCUCAUGCUGCGCGGCUUCGUCAUGCGCUGGGCGACGUACUCCAAUCGCGGCUUCAAGGAGGGCGUGUCUCUGACGUGCGACGACGAGCUUAACCGCUGGCAGAAGUACUCGUAUGGAUGCAACGAGUUGAUCUUCAACCCCAUCGUCCAGUGGUGGUACAAGGGCCCGAUUACUAAGCAGCUUCGCACGUUCAUGUGGUCGAACGCACCGGCGCAUUACAAGAUUGGAAUGAUGUCCUAUAUGUUCUCAUACUACGCGCUGUCGGGCGCCUUCGUCCUGUCGCUCAUGAACUACUUCCUGCUUGGAUGGAACCUUCCGGUUGACGGUUACUAUGAGCACAGUUUCGAGAUCUGGCUCGCCUGCACGGUCGUCUUCCCUGGUGCAGGGAACCUCGGCUUCACCAUGCUCGAAUACCGUCUCGGCAGCCGCCCCAUUCUCGAUGCCGUCAUAGAGAACCUGACCUGGAUCCCGUUCUUCUUCUUCUUCUUCGGCGGGCUCAGCAUCCAUCUCUCGCAGGCGCUCCUCGCUCACCUGUUCUCCUACAACAUCACGUGGGGCGCGACCAAGAAGGAGGUCGAGCGCUCGAACUUCUGGCAGGAGGUCCCGAAGAUCGUCACGCGCUUCCGCGUCUCCCUCAUCAUCUGCAUCGUCACCGCGGCCGCCAUGAUUAUCCUCACGACGGACCUCAUCCCCAUCGGCUGGCGCAUCUUCGGCUGGGACUGGGCGGUCAUCGUGCCCCUCGCCAUCGUCGUUGGCUGCCACGUCCUCUACCCCGUGCUCUUAAACCCGUGGCUCAUGAUCUUCUCAUACUGA
This is a messenger RNA of Epithele typhae, 2613 nucleotides long. Its product is annotated as glycosyl transferase family group 2-domain-containing protein. The transcript has 14 exons. The record is from RefSeq and is a predicted model, not a curated record. Bases 1 to 2613 code for a protein of 870 amino acids. Lineage: Eukaryota; Fungi; Basidiomycota; Agaricomycetes; Polyporales; Epitheliaceae.